Molecule: messenger RNA, 1200 nt
Organism: Adineta ricciae
Lineage: Eukaryota; Metazoa; Rotifera; Eurotatoria; Adinetida; Adinetidae
Source: the annotation of a GenBank genome assembly
AUGGAAAACGAUCAAAUUUCAUACAUUACUUUGCGACAACCUGUCACUUCAUCAGAAGAUGAGUCUCACUCGAAUAAAAAACUAACAAAUCCAGGGAAAAAAUCGACCCCCCUGAUUCUCAUCACAUGUAUUACUAUUAUAUGUGUUUCAAUAAUAAUUAUUGUGCUACCAUUGAAAUUGUUAAAGAAAGAUGAAAAAUCUUUAUAUCAAGGCAAUAAUUCAAUAACAUUCACCCCGAGCACACCUUCAAAUUCAUCGGACAACAUUACAUAUUAUAUAAGCGAAUUAAAUUCUCGAAGCAAGAUAUUUUCUCGAAAAACAUCAUUGAGAAAACAUUAUUAUGAAGCAUUGAAAUUUAAUGUAUCAAUAACAGGAAAUUAUACAUUCAGUAGUAUUAGUACGAUUGAUACUUAUGGAUAUUUAUUUAUCAAUGAAUUUGAUCCAUUGAUAUUUUGUAAGAAUUUAAUUGCAGAAAAUGAUGAUGCUAUGAAAGAUGUGAUACCAUUCGAAAUUCAAUCAAUACUUCAAUCAUCUAUUAUCUAUAUUUUAGUAGUUACAACAUUUAGAUCAAACAUAACAGGCAAAUUUUCAAUUUCUAUCCAAGGUCCAGAAAAAGUCAAAUUCGUUCAACUUGAUGAAAUAAAAGUGUCAUCAGUUUUAAUGCCAUUACUUCAACCAAAUGAUGUGAUUAAUGCAAUAUAUAAUACUAGAAUGGGUGGUAACAGUACGCUGGCAAGGCCUGGAGACGGAUCUGGAACUUAUCCUCCGCGAGAGGGUCCAAAUAAUACAUGUGAUAACAAUACUUUAACGAAAUAUUUAAGCUUUGGUACAUGUAGGUCUACUUCUGUUCGUCUCUCGUGUGGAUUAAACACAGGAUUUUAUGUUACAUUAGCAAAAGGUGCAUCAAUUGUUAAAGGAUUGCAAAUUUGUGCAGCCAACGGUAAUGUUGCACGUGAUCCACUGAGAGUUACAUUAGAGGGAAGUAAUGAAACCGGAGUAAAUCUUACUUUUGGAAGAAGUUGGACUUCUAUUUACAUUGGAGGCGUCGGUUUCGAUUACGGUCCACCUAGAUAUUCAUGUUCAGUGAUUCAAUGUAUUGCUAAUUCAAUAAGUUAUCGAAGUUAUCGAUUUCUUGUUACUGAGAAACGUCGACCAGAGAACUCUGUUCAGUAUUCAGAAAUUCAAUUGUUCGAAUAUUAA